AUGGUAAGAUGUUGUACAAUAGCCCAUGCACGUUCUGUACUAAUGUUCUUGAUUAACAAAAACAGAUAUUGGAGUACUAACCUGCAAGGGCCUGUGACGCGGGUUGAGUCGCGAGCGAGUCGCAAGACGGCGGGAGAUGCUCAGCUGCCUGCAGCUCAAGCUGCGCAGGUUGCUGAUAGUGGAAGUGGCAAUCUGGGGAUAGGGCGGCAGUGUGCAAGCUUGCUUGAUGAUAAAGCCAAAGAUGCGAUAUGGUGCCGCCGCAGCGCUUUUUACGACAUCCAGAGAAGGCUUGCAUGUCAAGGCACCAAGCCCCAUCUUAUUGAAUUUCCAUAA
This is a messenger RNA of Chondrus crispus (carragheen), 333 nucleotides long. RefSeq names its product 3-oxoacyl-(acyl-carrier protein) synthase. The record is from RefSeq and is a predicted model, not a curated record. Lineage: Eukaryota; Rhodophyta; Florideophyceae; Gigartinales; Gigartinaceae. Bases 1 to 333 code for a protein of 110 amino acids. The transcript has a single exon.